This is a messenger RNA of Homarus americanus (American lobster), 746 nucleotides long. RefSeq lists its product as uncharacterized. Bases 114 to 746 code for a protein of 210 amino acids. The transcript has 3 exons. Lineage: Eukaryota; Metazoa; Arthropoda; Malacostraca; Decapoda; Nephropidae. The record is from RefSeq and is a predicted model, not a curated record.
UUACUACUGAGGCGGGUAAGUCAUUUUCCCAUUACUACUGAGGGUAGAUUACUCUCACAAUACUUCUACCAUAUUGACCUCACCAGCUGCGACAGGUGUCAUGGUGCGUGACGAUGGUGGUGGUGAGCGACGACCCAGUCUUCCUCGCCGCCUUCGCCGAGUGGUCCAUCCAGGGUCGCCUCCUGGUGUGGUCGACAAGGCUCCUCGUCGUCACCCGCCUGCCCCUCCCGGAGCUCCACCACCUUCACAAGUUACUGUCCAUGACCAAUUCCAUGUUGCUCGUUGUGGACGACACCAAAUCCCAUAGGCAUGUGCUGUAUACGCAUGUGCCCUACAGUCAAGAGGAUAUAUCGAUCAUUCAGCUUGCCUUUUGGAACGGACGAAGGGGCCUGAUUCUUAGUACAAGUUUGUCGUUGUUUCCUGAGAAAUUUUUAAAAUUUAUUCACAGACCAACGCUUACGGUGGCGAUGGUGAGAAGUGUGCUUCACCAGCCAGUGCUGAAGGACGAUGCAGAAGCACCCGGGGGAAAGAAGCUUUACUUUACAGGGCCACUUGCCUCGAUGCUGGAAUAUAUCGCCACUUCUUUAAAUAUGUCGUACGUUGAUUUACAUGGUAGUCUAAAUACUAUACAGAUUAUUAUCAUGUUAGUACCAAGAUCAUUUUUCAUGGAAGGGAAGCAGUACUACAACCAAAGCCGUGUCAUGACAGGCACACAAGGCACUGUGCCUUGGGUCUACGAAAGUUAG